This is a messenger RNA of Lingula anatina, 2020 nucleotides long. Its product is annotated as GATA zinc finger domain-containing protein 1. Gene Ontology annotation, cellular component: nucleus. Gene Ontology annotation, biological process: chromatin organization; regulation of DNA-templated transcription. Lineage: Eukaryota; Metazoa; Brachiopoda; Lingulata; Lingulida; Lingulidae. Gene Ontology annotation, molecular function: sequence-specific DNA binding; zinc ion binding. The record is from RefSeq and is a predicted model, not a curated record.
CACAUCGAUAAUGAGACAAAACUGAAAUCUUGUUGAAAGAAUUCGGGAAAAAUCAAGAUUUUUAAACCGAAAAAAUGCCUUUUGGGGUAAAACCACUAUGUGCUACAUGCAAAACAAACACUUCAACAAUGUGGCGGAAGAAUUCGCAGGGAGAAGUGCUAUGUAAUUCUUGUGGACUGAAGGUUUUGAACGGCGGGAAAGAGGUCCUUCUCGCAGGGCCUGGGUCGGUGGUCUCUGGGACAGCUGGUAACGGGAACAUGCCGGUCACUUCCACAGAACGUGAACGUGAAACGUCGACCUCUUCCAGAACACAGGUGAAAGAAGAAAAGACUUCAACCAGUAAUAACACAGGUGUUCGGAAGAGUGCUAGAAUAAAGCCGUCGAAGAACAGGGUUCAAAAUUCGACCAAAUCUUUGGCGACAAAGGGAAAAAAUAGAAGGGUUAUUUUUAAGAAAAAUCCCAUAAAAGCAGCUGUAUCAGUAGCAACCAUUGUUACCAGUGAUUACAUCUUCUUCAAGGGUAUGUACUGGCAAGUUGGGGACAUAGUUUCACUGAUGGAUCAUGGAGGGGGAAUCUACUUUGCUCAAAUCCGUGGUUUCCUUCAAGACCAGUUUGCCCAGAAAAGUGCUGUGAUCACGUGGCUGCUACCUACCACAGAGAGCAAGAAAGAUGAAUUUGACCCAGCUACUUUCAUUCUAGGUCCCGAGGAGGAUCUCCCAAGAGUCCUGGACUGUAUGGACUUUAUAUGUCAUGCUCCCUCGGACUAUUUUCGUGCCAAGGUGGCCCCUUACCCCACCCUACCUACUAAGCCAGACUUGGGCUUUAUCUGGACCCGUGUGGGACCCAAGAUAACCAAGUUACCUACUACUGAUGAAAUAUUUAGUGGAACUGUAGAAACUGAUGAUAUUCAUGUUAAGAGUGAGACAUAAUAUUUAUGUACGCAGAGAGAGAGAGAGAGAGACUGCUUAUGUACAUAUGCCAAUAGAGAGAUUUAAUUGUAAAUUUUUUUUAUUCAUGUGGAAAUGUGAAUAGUACAAUGGAGAGUCUUGUUCAUUGUACAUUUUUUAUAUUCAUAGGGAAAUAUGAAUAGUACAAUAAACCGGAAUUGUACAAGUUCAUUGACUUUUUUAUAACUUAUUAAGACUUUGGAAUUUUCUCCAUUUAAAAAAAUGUUAACGGAGGUAUUUUCAAAUUACAAUCGCAAGGUAAAUUCAGAAAUGAGUUUUGACCCCAAUUUUCUAUAUAAAUGCAAGAUAUCGAUCAGACAGUUCUGAAAUGUUCUGAACUUCACAGAUGACAGAAACAUGGUCGCCUUAGCUUUACUUCGAUUUAUUAUAACAAAACAUGAAAAUGAUGAGAUGAGCACAGGUAAUAAAUACACAGAGUAAAACAGUACAAUGGGCAUGUACUUAAUAAUAAUAGUAAUUAAAAAAAUUCUAAUAACAUGCUAUACGAUACUUCAUGUACAGCAAAUCUAACACAUGCCAUACUAUAUCUGUAUAUAGCAUACAACUAAUGGCCUAUACCAUAUUUACAAAUACCUAUAAUACAUAAAAUGAUGAAUGGAAAUGUACAAUGCACCUUAUUUAAUCGUGAGCACACUCGACACAAAAUGCAGAAAUCAAUAUAUCACCUGAAGCAAAUCUGUGGUCGACCACUUCUUUUCCCCAUGUUAUUUGUCUCAUAACUUCCACCAAAAUGGUCCACCUAGUAUCAUGAUGAAGCUUUGAUAUAUUGCCUCAAAUUUUAACACAAAGGGUGAUACUUAAAUGAGGUUAUCCAGUAGUCCUUGCAUAGAAUGUCCCAGCAGAAACUGGACACCCGUGAAGAAGGUACUGAAGCGGAAAGUUCUGGUCCUUUAUAAUGACAAGGAAUAGAAUGUGUCUAAAACAGACUUGGCAUACAAUGGACAAGAAUAAGACCCAAUUAGGAUUUUAAAUGUCAAAGAGUGCAUUCCCAUAGAUUUAGAUCGAUCUAUCCAGAUCGACCUAACUCCUUGGGGGUUCACGCUAAAUUGCGG